This is a messenger RNA of Solanum verrucosum, 447 nucleotides long. Its product is annotated as transcription factor bHLH104-like. The annotation marks the transcript as partial. Gene Ontology annotation, molecular function: DNA-binding transcription factor activity; protein dimerization activity. Gene Ontology annotation, biological process: intracellular iron ion homeostasis; regulation of DNA-templated transcription. NCBI's taxonomy places the organism in Eukaryota, Viridiplantae, Streptophyta, Magnoliopsida, Solanales, Solanaceae. The transcript has 3 exons. The record is from RefSeq and is a predicted model, not a curated record.
AAAGGGAACAAAGCUUGCCGUGAGAGAUUAAGAAGGGAAAAAUUGAAUAAAAGGUUUUCAGACUUAUGCUCUGUUCUGGAACCCAUUAGAGCUGUAAAAACAGACAAAAUGGCCAAACUUGGUGAUCUAAACCAGCUGAAGACUGAAUCUGAGGAAUACAAAGAGAUGAACCAAAAGCUUAUUAAGACUUUGAAGGUUAGAAAUGAUUUUAAUGAACUUCGUGAAGAGAAACUUGCACUACAAAGAGAGGAUGGAGCAAGAGUUGAAAGUGCAAGUUUUAUUCCACCUCAUCCAGCAGCAUAUCAGCCGGAUGGCCAUGUGCCAAUGUGGCAGUAUCUACAGCCAUCUUCGCUGGACACAUCUCAAGAUCAUAAGCUCUGCUGCUUGAGAAUCUUGCAAGAUAAUGUAUGGCAGAUAAUUUCUCUAGAUGGAAUUGGAUUUGAUUGA